Molecule: messenger RNA, 932 nt
Organism: Ostreococcus lucimarinus CCE9901
Lineage: Eukaryota; Viridiplantae; Chlorophyta; Mamiellophyceae; Mamiellales; Bathycoccaceae
Exons: 1
Coding region: 3-932 (309 amino acids)
Biological process (GO): intracellular protein transport
Cellular component (GO): SNARE complex; vacuolar membrane
Molecular function (GO): syntaxin binding; soluble NSF attachment protein activity
Source: RefSeq, a predicted model, not a curated record
CGAUGUCCAACACGAACGAGAUAUACGCCAAGAAUCUCAUGAAGCGCGCAGAUGCGCGCAUGAAACCGUCGUUGAUGCGCUGGAAACCAAAUUACGACGAAGCGAUCGAACUCUAUGAAGACGCCGCGCGCGCGUACCGAGCGUCGAAUAACUUCAAAAUGGCGUGCGAGGCCGAGGAGAAGAGCGCAGACGCGAACGUGCGACUCGAUAAUUACUGGCACGCGGGUAAAGCGCUGGAGAGGGCGACGGAGUUGUUGACGAAGUGUGAACCUUUGGACGGCGGCGCGGUGUUGCAGAUGGCGGAACGAGCGAACGACGCGUACGUCAUGGCGAAUCGCACGCAAGUCGGCGCGGAGUCGCUGAGCCGGGCCGCGAGAUUGUUGGAAACGAGCGAUACGAAGACGUCCGCCGCGCUGUUGAUGCUUUGCGUCGAGAAUUUGCAGGAAGAUGGGAAAGACGUGUACGCCAGCGACCAUCACAAGCAGUUGGGGGCGACGUUGGUGCGAGCAGAGCGGUAUCAAGACGCAGCCGAGGCGUGCGUCAAGUACGGGGCAUCGUGCGCGCGCGCUGGUCAGAUGAAUUCUUUAGCCAAGGCAUAUUUGAGCGCCAUCAUAGCGUUAUUGUACGACGGCGACGGCGUCGGCGCGCAGGCGACGUUUAACGACGUGCACGAGUUGCCCGGGUUCGACAAGAGCGAAGAGCGAGAAACCGCGUAUAGGUUGCUCACCGCGUAUCGCGCGGCGGAUGCGGAUAAAAUCAAGUACGCCAUCGAGGAUAGCUCGUGCGCGCGCUUCUUGGACAUCGUGUUCUCGCGUCUGGCGCGCAAGCUCCCCAAUCCGAAACACGAGCUCGGCGCCGUCGCUACGAAGAUGGGCGCCGACCUCCCCACGGGCGACACCACGGACGAAGACGCCGGAGACGAUUUGACGUAA